AUGCCUGUAGCCAAUGCGAACGCCCUGGCUGAGAAUAGGGCAGCCGCAAAGCGUCAGGCAGUCAUCACUGUAUCUGUUGUGACGUUCAUCUUCAUCCUGUGGCCAGAGCGGUAUAUCAUAUGGAGAAAUCUAUGUCUGGUCCCUGUGUUGGCCUGGCUGACCUCGCUGGUGUUUGAUCUGAAGCACGGGGCGCUGGACGCAUGGGAUGGAGUCCCAGCCUGGCUCAAGAGAAUUAUCGGUGCAGAUGAUAACAGCACCUACACCAACAGCAGCGGAUCUUCCCGUACGGGAGCUCGACAACCACAGAGCCAGGCCACAGCAAUCCUGGACUAUGUGCUCAUGCGCCUUGUCCGCACGGCUUUUUGGAUCAAAUGCGAGGCGGUGCGGCUCUGGGAAGUGACUGGGCCUCUCAUGGUUGAAUGGAUUAACCAAGCCAUCCAUUUGCUCAUCUCUCAAGUAUCAGCAAGCCAGACUUCAUCAUCGGCCGGGGCUGAGAAACCAGCUCCAAAAUUCACACAAUAUUAUGGCAUCUUGCUCAAGACUUACCGUGGCCCCGACUCCCCCUUUAGGAUGCGAGAUGCCCCAAACAAGUUCAUUCCUGGCGAGAGCAAGGAUGUGUCCGCUGUUCCUUCAGUGUUCGGCUCCUGGGAUGCCGAUUCUCGUCUGGCGCUCUGCCUGGUUGAGAAGGCGAUUUGGGAUAAUCGGAAUCUAACGCUGAGGAGCAAAAUAGCGACUGGGACUUACUGGACCAUGACGGCCCAAGGACGCGGAUACGCUCGCCCGGGCCUGGACAAUUAUGACCUUGGAAGGAUUAUCGCCAUCGACGUGAUUGGACUCGGAGACGGGCAGUAUGACGCUCUGAAGAAAUGCCACGAGUGUUUUCGGCCACUUUGCCAGGGCUGGAAGUACAUGAGGAUGCACUGGGAAGAUGUUGACUUUGCCGUCAUCUUCGCCUUCUUGGUCAUGGGUCCAGCCUUACGCACAAGAUGUGUACAGGUUUAUCGAGCGCUCUGCAAGCUUAGGUCGGAGCAGGCUGAAGGUUCACGACGAGGUGCUCCCAAUAUAGAUCCUCUGCUGAUUGCGGCAGCGACUGGAGGAUUGGCAGUACCGUUUGUGUUACCGCUGAUGGCAAGUGGCCUCGUUGCCGCUGCUGUGACGAAGAACCGCAAUGGCGACAUGCCGGAGCAGAGGAGAAAGGCGUACCGAAGUCUGAUGACUCGAUUCCCAGAGGUCAAGAUGCUCUUUGAGGAUGAGGAGGAGGAACAGAGGGAAGAGCAAGAAUAUAGUGGUAGUAGUAUGGACGAUGAUGACGACGAGUGGAAGGAUGAGGGAGACGAUUACUAUAACGAUGCCUUGAGCCCAUUUGACUGGUAG
Trichoderma virens Gv29-8 is the source of this 1374-nucleotide messenger RNA. RefSeq lists its product as uncharacterized. The transcript has 3 exons. Lineage: Eukaryota; Fungi; Ascomycota; Sordariomycetes; Hypocreales; Hypocreaceae. The coding region runs from base 1 to 1374 and encodes 457 amino acids. The record is from RefSeq and is a predicted model, not a curated record.